AUAAAUGUCUGCAUAGGGUCCACCGUCGACAUAUUUUGGAGUUUUAUUGCAUUUAUGCAAUUACGCUGAGAUGUUACGUUAAUUGGCGGAUAUGAGGACUGAACGAAAAGAACUGGACAGCCUUCAAUAAAAUUCUCGUGCCGCAUGUGCUCUGAUGUGCGCGUCGUGCCUUAUUCUCAAAUACUUCCAGUUGCUCCAGCAAUGAGUCGUUUAACGAACAGGAUUUUGAUCCUAGCAUCUGUUUUCUGUCUUUGUUUCAAUAUACUCGUCAGCUUCUUGUGCCAUGAAGAACACUUGGUCAAAUAUAAAAGCAUUUAUAAUCAUCAAUAUAUAAGAUCCACAUUCUCGAACCCAUUCAAGAUUGUGAGUAAUUCAUUGUCGUUGAACAACUAUGCUUUUUUGACGGCUCGUGAAUCGCUCCCAACACAUGAAUAUAUCUAUGAUACUGCUACCUGGAAAGGAGGAAGGAAUAUGGUCGGUAAAACAAGCAGCAGUGUGACAGAACAGCUAAAUAGCGGUGUUCGAGCCUUCAUAUUGAAGAUAAUUGACGGCCCUAAUAAUGAUGGUGUAUUUGUUGGCAUAAAGGGCGAAACAUUUAUUGACAGUGGGAACCUUUGGUAUGACCACUGUGUAAGUACAUUUUGCAGAAGGGCUCUGAUCUCUUUGAUGUCUCAAAAAUUCUUGUACCUCUACGUCGUGGGGUUUUUUGGCUGUACUCCAGCUCUAGGAAUUUUGAAGGAGAUUGAAGAAUUCUUAUCUUCAAAUCCAUUAGAGAUACUAACUCUAAUCUUCCAAGAUUGUGUAAAUGCUUCUAAUGGCCUAGCGAAGGUUUUAGAAGAUGCAAGUUUAUCGAAAUUUUUGUUGCCAUUAAAGAAAAUGCCUCGAAAUGGUGGAGAUUGGCCAUUAGUCAAGGACAUGAUUGCUGCCAAUCAAAGGCUCAUUGUCUUCACUUCAAAUAUGUCCAAGGAGGAAACUGAAGGAAUGGCUUACACCUGGAAUUUCAUGGUUGAAUAUGGAAGUCAGAAAAGGAUUGAGACGCCUUGUACCAAAAACAAGUUACCAUCAGCAACAGAUGAUACAAAAAAAUCUCUAGUGCUACUCAGCUUCUAUUCAUCUCCAAGGUACGGUAAAGAUCUUAUGAACGCAAUAAACAGGUGUUACGUUGCAGCUUCGAACCGCUGGCCAAAUUUCAUUGCUGUUGAUAACGACGAGUGGAAAAAUGGGAUGGAAAUCGUCACUACUAUGAGUUUGAGACAAGGUGUCACACCUCCCUAUCCGAUACGCAUUCAACUAGUCACGAGUCUUGCACACUGUAAUUAA
This is a messenger RNA of Rhododendron vialii, 1320 nucleotides long. RefSeq names its product PI-PLC X domain-containing protein At5g67130-like. Gene Ontology annotation, biological process: lipid metabolic process. The coding region runs from base 145 to 1320 and encodes 391 amino acids. Lineage: Eukaryota; Viridiplantae; Streptophyta; Magnoliopsida; Ericales; Ericaceae. Gene Ontology annotation, molecular function: phosphoric diester hydrolase activity. The transcript is spliced from 8 exons. The record is from RefSeq and is a predicted model, not a curated record.